Messenger RNA from Podarcis lilfordi (Lilford's wall lizard), 12643 nucleotides. The record is from the annotation of a GenBank genome assembly. NCBI's taxonomy places the organism in Eukaryota, Metazoa, Chordata, Lepidosauria, Squamata, Lacertidae.
CUCCCGCCCGCCGGGUCUUCCAGCUUCCCGGCGUGCCCCGCGCCCAGCUGAAUGGGGGCAGUCACAAGAUGGCGGCGAACGCGAACUCUGCCGGUGGUGGCGGCGGCGGCGGCAGUGGCGGUGGCGGGAUCCUCCCACUUUUUGACUGCCCGACCUGGUGAGGGCGGGGGCCUGUGGCGCUGGAGAGCGGGAAAGGGUCCCGCCGUGCAGAAGGGCCUAUAUUUCCCCCGGGGAGACGGGAGCGGCAUCAUGAAGCGGGGAGUGGGCCUGGGUGCAGCAGCCCCUGCAAGCGGGGGAAGGACCGGGAAAGUGCUACGCGCCCUGGAAUGUUAUGCACCUAUAUAUAUUUAAUAUAUAUUAAAAAUCAGUUUAUAAAAACCCACGGAGGGUGCUUCUGAGCAUGGACAGAGAACGUGUUUCUUACACUGCUGUGUGGAGUUAAAAAGGGCGUCUCUGAACAUGAGCAGAGUGCCUGUCUCUUAGUGAAGGGAGGGUAUUUCUGCGCCUGGAAGGCAAGGGGGGAAACGACCCGUUUUAUCACUGAGCGUGCCUCCCUAAUAAAACAAUUUCAUUCAGUACUGCUAAACUCGGAAAUAUGGGAGUGAGUGCUUCUAGUCAUGUUUGAUCUGCACGUUAAGCAUUUGUGGCUGGGUGCCCCUGCGCAGAGGCCCAUUUUGAUCCCGUAGCUGCAAUGCUUUGGAGGAGAGACAACCUUAUUGCAAAGAGGAAUGACGGUUUGUUAAGGUCUGAGUAGCAGGUCAUGUUUAUGGCUGGGGUGAUUAACCAAAACAUGAAACCUGGGGCUCUCAGGAGUUGUGUUGAAAGAUGUACACAGUGACCUGCAUCUAAGGGAUAUAUUCUCAGUAUUGCCUAUGUGUGUUUUUUGCUGUUAGGUACUGGCCAGCACUGUGAAUUCUGUCUUUGUUGAGGUGUUUACAUGCUAAUUGAACCUAGGUGUCUAGGAAAAUUCUUUGUUUUAUUUGAGAACUAGGUCAUGCAAGUAUGUCUAAAAUUCAGAAAACUUUUUUUUUUAAGUGUUAGUAUUGUGGGUUGGAGAAGCAAAAGAAAAUGUCUCUUUGGGGGAUUACUCCCUGCUGGAAAUGGAUCAUUCAUUUUGCUUGUUCGGUAUUCUGCUUCAAUGGGUGUUGAGCCUACUAAGCGUGUGUGUCCUGCAGUUUCUUCUUCAUACAGAAACAAUUUUCUUCUGUGCCAAUUCUAGGAGUUACGUAGGUAACUGCACCUGUGUUUUCUGGGAAUUUGUUUUUGAGUAAGAAAUUUUAUGACAAAAAGCAGUGGUCACUCUGGUCAUAGUGCUUGCCCCAGCUGUCUGAAACUAUGCUGAAGGACUGAAAGGAAAGGAUGAGUUUUUGUAGUAUAACACAUUGGAAUGCAUUUGAGUUAUAGAAUUUGCCCUUUUCAUCCUAAUACAUACAUACAUACAUACAUACAUACAUAGUGACUUAGAGGUUAAGUUUCUUCCUUCCUCCAAAGCAGAAGGUGUAGUGUAAUGUGGUCUGCAACCCACUUUGCCAAAACUGUUCUUGGAAGGACAGGUUUUGAUGACAGGACUGGAAGUAUGUCAUAUAUGUUCACAGUGAAAGGAUUUUGGUAACUGCCCACAAAGGUUUAUCUUUUGGUACAGAUGUCAUGUUUCAGUUUUUGGUUAAACAAUGAAUUAUAUAAUUAAUAUCCUUUGAGAGUCUAAUAAACACAUCUUCCUUUAUGAUGACGGGGCUGCUAAAUCAUCAGAAGAGCUCUCUGGGUUGUGACUUAGCAAAGUUUUACCUUCCGUGCUAAUUAUAGCUGGAGCUAUCCACUGUGUCACUCUUUUUUUAAUGACAGAAGGAAGAAUUAUAGUGAGUGGAAGAUAGAUGACAUAUUUUUCAUAAAAUCAAGUUCCAAUUUAUCUUUUUCUGUGGAAGGAUAUUGUAAUAUUUUCCCACCCUUGUUGUUAGAUGCUUUUUCUUCUGUCUUUAAAAACUAUUUUUCCAAAGCAGCUCACAAAACAGGAAAUAUAAAUAAAUAAAAAUUACAGUUUCGCACAGCAAAAACAGCAGUAUAAAAAUCUAAUCAGCAAAAAACCAACCAGUCCUAAAAAGCCUGACAAUAAAAACAAAUUCUAAAAGGCCAUCUAAAAAUGGGAAGGGAGUGGACUUGUAGGGUUUCCCUGGGAAGAGAGCUGCACAGUCAUGUCCACCACCACCAAGAAGGACCUUUCUCUACCCACCAAUCUGAAUUUUAACUAAUGACAGGAGGGCCUCUGAUGCUAACCUUGGGGCUCAGGUAAGUUCAUAUGGUUGCUUCUAUCUGCCACACAGAGGAACAAUGCCCCUGGGUAUUGUUCUCCAGCAGUUAACUAUUUAGCAGUGAGUUCUAGUACAUAUUUGGCACAGAUUGGGCAUGAAAUGCUUUGCAUGCAGAAUGUCCCAGGUGCAACCCCUGGCAUCUCCAAAUACACUGGAAGAACCUCCUGCCUGAAACUGGAUAAUCACUGCCAGCCAGUGUUAACAAUACUGAGUUAAAUGGACCAAUGGUUUGACUCAGUAUAAGACAUCCCCUGGUGUUCCUAAGGCAUUGUGACAUGCACUGAGUGAGCUUCAUCUUUCUGAUGGAGAAAACCUAAGUAAUGGACUCUGAAAAAAUUAAGCUAAUAAGACCUUGUAUUGCUUUUGAGUGUUCAAAGCACUUCAUAUACAUUAUCUUGUUAUCGUUACAAAUACCCUAUAAAGCAAGGGGCAAGGAAUCUCCAGAUCAUGGAACUAAUUAGGCCUAACAAAGCCGUUUCUCCCAAACUACAUCCACCUGCCCCACACCUGUCAAUGUGUGAGAUGUCAAGUGUGAGACAGGUAAAGAUGUGGCUACAAAGGAACAGUUGUUGCUUUGCAAAUGGGGCUCCUUGAUCCGCGAGCCCCACUUUGUCCAAGUGCAGGUGCCGUUUGAAUUCAUACGAUGCCCACAAAUGGACUUCAAAGGGGCUCCACUGUAAUGGUGGCCAAAGUGAGCCCCUUUGAACUUUGGCAGGUGGGCAGCUGCGCCCACCAGCCAAAGUUUGCUGGCAAGGUUUGGAAGAAAUAAGAAUUCGGCCCACUGGCCAGACCCAAUUCCUCACUUCUGUUGUAAAGUGAAUAUUAUUAUCCCCAUGUUAUAGGUGGUGUGAGACACCUAGCAACUUCAUAGCAGAUUUGAAUGGCGAACUCCCAGUUUGUAGCUCACUCUCUUAGCCACUAUUACAGGCAUAGGCAAACUCAGCCCUCCAGAUGUUUUGGGACUACAACUCCCGUCAUCCCUAGCUAACAGGAUGAGGGAUGAGCUAACAGGGUCACAGAUGAUGGGAAUUGUAGUCUCAAAACAUCUGUAGGGCCGAGUUUGCCUAUGCCUGCACUAUUACAAACAAGCGCCAUGUUGUAGAUGGUGUGAGACACUGAGGCGGAAACACCUAGUGACUUCAUAGCAGAUUUGAAUGGGGAACUCCCAAUUUGUAGCUCACUCUCUUAGCCACUAUUACAAACAAGCCCCUCUAAAUGGAGUAUAAUGACUUCUGAAUAACACAGAAAACCUUAAGUGUUUGCAAACACAGUUUUUGUUUUCUUCCAUACUAAAUUGCUUAAAUGAGAUAUCCAUUACUGUAGAGGAGUUCUUAUCAAAAGGGGUGUGCCCGUAGGCUGACGGUACUCCACUGAAGGUAUGUGCAAAGCCCAACUGGAUCAGGCAAAAGGCCAACUAGUAUGCAAUAUCAAAGGAAGCUGCCUUACACGGAAACCAGUGCUCUGCCCACCUCAGGGAUAGAGAACCACCAGAUAUGGUUGGAUACCCAUCAGCCCCACCUACCAUGGCCAGUGAUCCAGAAUUAUGAGAAUUCAGGUUCAACAAUGCCUAGAGGUAACUGGUUCCCCAUCCCUGGUUUACUUUCACUGGCAGUAGCUCUCCAUGCUUUCAGACAGGAGUUUUUCCAGCCCUACCUGGAGAUGCUGGGAAUUGAGCCUGGGCCCUUUUGCAUGCAAUGCAUGUGUUUUUCUACUGAGCUAUGGCUCUUCUCUUAAUACAGAUUCUGGUCACUAUUGUUGCCAAUAGUCAUGAGUAGGCCUGGCCCAAUCUAUUCCACUUUAGAGCCAUGUAAGCUAGUGACCAGCAUCUCGUCUUAUGGUAGUGCCAUACUAUACAUUAUCUGAAGACCCAUGUACAUGGCAGUGUCCUAAAGGUGCUGACUAUUAAUUUCACUUCAGCUCAUACUUUUUGCACCAAUUUCUUGUGUUAAAGUCCAGGUUUUCCAUCUAUCUAAUUUCAAUGUGUUGCAGCGUUUAUGGUUAACGUAUUGCUUAAGAAAAAAAAGUAUGAGAGUUGGAUUUUGUUUUUAUGGCGACUUCAGAUCAAUGGGUAACUGUAGGGGUUCUAAAUGUGACUUUAUUCCAAAACAAAAUAUAUUUCUGUUUUUGUUUCCUAGGGCAGGAAAGCCUCCACCCGGGUUGCACCUGGAUGUAGUCAAAGGAGACAAACUUAUUGAGGUAUGAAAAUAGAUGCAGAACAAAUUAUCCUGGACUAGGAAUACACUUCUAGUACUAGGUAGCUAUAGAAAUAAUCACAAGCAUCAAACACAGCAGUAAAAUCUCCUGCAUCCUUUUCCCUUUCUCUCCCUCAGUGUCUGAUGAGCACGUUCAGCAAGCUCCCCGAGUUGCUUCCCAUUUUGCUUGAAUACCCACUGUGCAUCCAAGUAUCCCAGAGUACCUUAGAAGCAGGUGUUGGUACCCAGUGCUUCCUUCUGGCAUCACCUUUUAACAGGUGACAGUUCAGAACUAGAAGGGCAAACCUAUUUUUUGCUGUUCUGAGGGGGUUGUGUUAGUUUUCACAGUAACUGAAUCCCAGAUAUUUCCAUUUUACAGACAAGUAUGACAAAGUGAUAUGCUGAAGGGCUCCCAGGUCCAAGUUCAAUUGUAGCAUGCCAAGGAGGGAAUGGACUGUGUUGACACAAGAAUUGCCCAUAUCUCUGCUUAUUAACAUGAGAUAUUUACCUCCAAACUAUCUGUUUGAACUGUAAGCAUCCCCUAGGAUGGAAUAACUUUCAAGCCCCACAAAGCUGAAAACUGUCAGUUGCAACGUACACAUGUUGUUCAAUUCACACAGGUUUCUUAAGCACUUGAUACUAACCAAGCCAUCUUUACCUUUGUUCUCGUUUCGAGUUCAAAGGUAUAACUAGUGAUCGGCUAGGUCUAAAAAGUGCAACAUCAAAACAAGCCAUGACGUAAUCAAGCUCAGUGUGUGGAGGAUCACACUGGGUUAUAACUCAGAGGCACAAAUGAGUUUUUAUCCAUCUUGUGGCUUCAACAGCAGUGAAGCUGAUCCUUUGUUCCCAUUUCAACUUGUAAAAGCUGUUUCUAUCUUUACCAAUAGCAAUACCAAGAAACAUAAUUGCUGCAUGGAACAUCAUUUUUAAUUUGUAACUGAAUAUGGCCACUCCCCUGGCACAGGCAUCCCCAAAUCUGGCCCUCCAGCUGUUUUGGGACUACAACUCCCAUCAUCCCUAGCUAACAGGACCAGUGGUCAGGGAUGAUGGGAAUUGUAGUCCCAAAACAGCUGGAGGGCCGAGUUUGGGGAUGCCUGGUCUAGCAGCACUGAUAAAAAAUGGAUAAGCCCUUCCCUCUGUUGCUGAUAGCUCAUAGUCUUCUGUAGCAGCAGCAGUCAUGAUGGAAAUGUCUUCUUCUAGUGACCUUAUGUUGCUGUCUGUCUGAUGUCUUAUCAUAGAAACUGAUCAUUGAUGAAAAGAAAUACUAUCUCUUUGGGAGAAACCCUGACCUGUGCGACUUCACCAUUGAUCACCAGUCAUGCUCUCGGGUCCAUGCUGCCUUAGUCUACCACAAACAUCUGAAGAGGGUUUUUCUUAUAGACCUCAACAGCAGUAAGUUGAUUGAUAAUUAACCAGGUAAUAUACAGGGGUGGGUGGUGCAAAAGGAAUGCGUGGGGUGAAUUUUCAAGGGAGCUGGGAUUUGUUUAUCCUUACAUUUAGCAGAAGUAGAAAAAGGCUUCAUUAUAUACCAUGGUGGCCAGUGUUAAAACUGGGAUAGAAAAGCUAGGAGCAAAAAGGCUUCUGGGACCUGGGUUCUGGGCACCAAAACAGAAUGCCUAGUCCCCACGGGGGGGGGGGGGGGUUGGCAACACUUUUUAUUUAUUAUUUUGAAAAGCAUGAACUAAUACGCAAUUCACAUAAGUGACACAUUGUUAAUAUCACAUUUUUAGCAGAAAUUGUUAAUAUAUGUUUAAUUUGGUGUUUACAAUAAAAAUAUUGGUACCAUACUUCAGUUUUCAAAACACUCUACUCUUUAUUGUUAAACUCCUUAACAUAUUGUCUGUCCUUAAUAUAUACUUCGAGGCUUCAAAGCACUUACAUUUCAGUAAUCCUUGAGUGUCAGCCAGGUGCAAAAAAUGGCACCUGGGCUUUUUGAGGUGCUCGCAAAUGGAGAAUCUUUAGGUGCAAAAUGCAGCUGGUGCCCUGCUAAUUUCGAACCCUGAUAGUGUCGUUUCCAAAAAGGAUGCCCUGGUGGUUUCCACUAUAGCUUUAAGACUCCCAUGGCAGUGGGUGGUGCUCUUGAAACAGUACUUCUCUGAGCAACAUUCUCAAGUUAUCUUUCUUCCUCCUAGAUAUAUUAUUAUUACCGUCAUUACAGGGCCUUCACUGCAAUUGCUCCAAGGCUUUAGAAUGGCCUCCCUAGUGAGGUUCAUCCCUGAUCUGUUCUUGUGGCUUUUUCAGAUAAGUUGCUGCACUCAGCUCACACUCAGAAAGGGAAGCCGUGGUCUUUUGUUGCACUGUCAAUUUGUAUUGUACUUUAUUGAUUUGUGUUCAUUGCUGUUCUAAGGGUUCACAGAUUUUGGCUGGCCUUCGUCCCAAAGCCAAAAUUUGAGGGUGCCGGAAUCCUCCCCCAAUUACGAGCUUACAUGUUUGUCAAGGACAUUCACUUCCCCUCCUCCCCAGCUCUUGGAGCUGGAGCGGUUGGGGCCAACCCCAUAGUUGUGGAAACUACUUCAGGAACAAUCUCCAGCCCCUUCCCUAACUCCGAAUUUGGAGUUGGGAGGAGGAGAGUAUUUUGGUAACGCGAUGCUGAGGCCCUUUUGAAUGUCUUCAGCACCAAAACAGCCAGCCUCACCCUUUGCUUUGAGAGCACUGGGCAGGCAGGAAAGUGCUGCUGCUGUCACGACAUGUGCCAACACAGCCAGCCCUAGAACUGCAGCUCUUCCUGGAAGCAUAGCUCAGCUGUGGUCUGAAGGCACAUGAGCCUGCCACCUUACUGAACUAAGCAGAUUUAGUCUGAUCAGUGUCGGGAUGGGUGACCACCAGGGAACACCUAUGUACUUUAUUUCAUAUGUAUAUACCUCUUGAUUGUAAGGGGGGGAACGCAAAGCCAAUACACCACAUUGAGUUCUGUAACGGAAGAAAGGUAGAACAGAAAUGUAUGAAAACAAACAAACAAACAAACAAAACUAACCUCUUCAAGCUGAAGAAUUACUCUUAACCACCCAGGUUCCUUCUGACUCAUGCCAGUGGCCAAUGGAUCGUUUGCCAUAGCGAGCAAAAUUGCAGAACGCUGGCUGUUUAGUGCUGCUUGUCUCUUGGAAGCUGUUUCAAAAGCCUUGGAGAAUUGGGUUGCAAAUGUUUCAUUUAAUCAACUAAUUCAGAUUUUCCUGGAAGAACACAGUGAAAUAAUUUCAUACACUUUCAGUGGGGCCCCACAUCUAGCUUUGAAUAAACUGACAGCUAAUGGACAGUUUCUUCUUUUUUUAUUCCAAUAUUCCCAGCACAUGGCACGUUUUUGGGUCAUAUUCGUUUGGAGCCUCAUAAGCCACAGCAGAUUCCCAUUGACUCUACGGUUUCAUUUGGUGCCUCCACAAGGGCCUAUACUCUGAGGGAAAAGCCUCAGACAUUGCCCUCUGCAGUAAAAGGAGACGAGAAGAUGACCAAUGAGGACGACGAGCUCAAGGGUUUGCUUGGACUUCCAGAAGAGGAGACAGAAUUAGAUGUGAGUUCACCCACAGCAUGACACCCAUUUUCCCUUGUGGAGGGAGACGGGGUUCCUUGGCUGGAAGCAUGGCAUAAGCAACAGCACCAGAACAAAAGUCUUCUGACCUUGCAAAUGUUAGUCUGUGCUUGUGUGUGACAUACCUACUUUUGCAGCCCCCCAUGGUCUGGCAAGUAUGGCCAAACCUUUUCAUAGAAUCGUAGAGUUGGAGGGUCUGUGAAUGUCAUCUAGUCCAACCCCUUGCAAGGCAGGAACAUUUUGCACAAAGUGGGGCUCCAACCCACAACCGUGAGUCUUGUGCUAUUUCAGACCACUAGACCAAAUUCCCAUUCUCCCCCGGCUAAACCAGGUGACUUGCUGUUGGCUAGCUCCUAUGUUAUUGUGGGCACCUUGAAGCCUGUCCAAUCCUAAAUGUUCAUGGGGGCAGGAGAUGGGAAGUUUAAUCUUUAUUCUUCGUUGACAGUCUCAUCUUUGGUUUUUUAGAACCUGACAGAAUUUAACACAGCCCAUAACAAGAGGAUCUCCACGUUAACUAUAGAAGAAGGAAAUUUGGAUAUCCAGAGACCAAAAAGAAAACGAAAGAAUUCCAGAGUAACAUUCAGUGAUGACGACGAAAUCAUCAAUCCAGGUGAGCACUGUGGAUGUGUUCUAUGUAGGCCUCGCUGCAUAUUGCUAUCUGUUCCGUGAGCAUUAAUGUAUAGAGGUUUUGCUGGUAAUAACCUUUCACUUUGAAAAAGCUGGCAUUAAACCCCCUUUGGUGCUGAAUACACUCUUCAAAAUUCAUUUUAAAACUAACCACGGUAUUUCAAUCUGAUUUACCCAUACAGAGGAUGUGGACCCUUCUGUUGGACGCUUCAGAAACAUGGUACAGACUGCAGUUGUCCCAGUGAAGGUAUGCUUCUAAAUCAGAAAAGAGCCUGUUAACAUAGCCUGUGAAAACUGCUAUCUUAGAUAGGGAUAGUUGUAGCCAGGAUAAUAUAAGAUCCAGAUGUUCGGUUCUUUUUAUUGCUAGACCAGUAGAAAUAUGUUUAUAGGUAAGACAUGUAAAAAAGACUUGCAGCCGCGUCCUAAUGACAUUUUACAUUUUACCUUUGCUUUGUACGGUGGAUUGCAGUUUAACCUUUUUAAUUUAUUUUUUAUUUAGAAAGACAUGUUUAAGUUAUAAGUAGUCAUUUUUUUUACUGCAACGAAAUGGCUUCUGGCAAGCUCGUGCUGUGCUCCUUCCUCGAUCGAUGAGUUGUUUCCAUUACAGUGGUACCUCGGGUUAAGUACUUAAUUUGUUCUGGAGGUCCGUUCUUAACCUGAAACUGUUCUUAACCUGAAGCACCACUUUAGCUAAUGGGCCCUGCUGCUGCUGCUGCUGCUGCUGCUGCUGCUGCCACGCCACCGGAACACGAUUUCUGUUCUCAUCCUGAAGCAAAUUUCUUAACCCGAGAUACUAUUUCUGGGUUAGUGGAGUCUGUAACCUGAACUGUAUGUAACCCAAGGUACCACUGUACUUAAAAAGAAAACACCAAAGGCAGCCACCUCAAGGCAGUCACAGUUGCAAGUGCCAGCCUUACUUAGGCCUGUGCCUUGGAAUUUAUGAACUCAGGAACGAUUUGGGUUGUCAAAAAAGUAAUAUGUUGUUAAUACCACGUCCUGCUGCUCUAUAAUGCAGUUGUAUUCUGUGCAGCUUCCUAGGUGGCUAUAAUAUGUUUCCCACUGUUCUCUGCUUUUUGUCCAUGCCAAGUGACAUUAUGUUUUGGUAGGAAGGAGAUUUGUUAGGUUAAACCAGAUAAAACAGAUAACAUCCUUGGAACCUCUUACUGUGUUGUGACUAAGCAACCAAUUCCCUGAGGGUAUUACUCCUUGCCAGGUUCAUUCCAGCAAGUACUUAAUGAAAGUGAUGAUGGAACGGACAGGAAUGGGCUUGAUGCUACAAAGUAGUUGCAUUAAGCAACUCAUUGCAUCCACCCAAGGGCCACAUCGAACAUGAAAACCAAGCCGAUUCAGGCACUAAUUCUUCAUACACCAUAUAAAUUAUGAAGAUUUCAUAUAUACCAAUGAAUAUUUGGAAAGAGGGAAGCACAGAUUCCUCUUCAGUGGUUUGUAUUGAGAGGUUGUUUCAAAAAGUAAAUAGUUGUCCUUUCUACUGCAGAAAAAGCGGAUGGACAACUCCGGUUCCCUGAGCGCGGAUGAGUCUGCCACGCGGCGCAUGCAGAACUUUCCCUAUAGCGGAGGAUUGUACGGCGGCUUGCCUCCCACUCACAACGAGACAGGUGCCCAGGCCCACAGCAUUCACGGCACUGCGCUCAUUGGAGGCCUGCCAAUGCCCUAUCCUAAUCUUGCCCCGGAUGUGGACUUGACUCCGGUUGCACCCUCAACGGUCACCAUGAACCCAGCUCCAAACCCUGCUGUCUUUAAUCCCGAAGUUGUGAAUGAGCCCAAGAAGAAGAAGUAUGCAAAAGAAGCUUGGCCGGGCAAGAAGCCUACCCCUUCUCUCUUGAUCUGAGGAGCAGAGCUUGAUCUGUCCUGGGAGACAGGAGCACAACCAGCCAGAGUGGACAAAAAACUCUUCCAAGUGCAGCACCCACAGCUUUCAGAAUCGGGGUCCUAACUGUGUGUCAUAGCCAGGUUACAGGGGUAAGCUCCCCUACAAAACCAACCUCUGGAAGAACUCUACAGGCAUCUAGAAAAGAGAGGCGUUCUCCACCUCCUUCUCCCCCCCCCCCCCUUCUGCGGAACCACACUGCCUACCAACCUUUUCUUCUUUUACUCAACCAUGGUUAUUUUUAUCCUAAGGUUAUUCAUGAAUUUAAGGGGCACUGUCAGGUGUAACACAGAGUCAAAAUUAACAACUCUGUCUUGCAGAGUUAAGCUUAACCAGCUGGUCUCAGGUGAAGAUUCAUCCUCAGAAGUGUAUGUGGACCUGAUCAGUUUUCUAAAGAAGCACCUGGUUCGGGUAUAAGUAGUACUCAUGUAAGUCAGAUAACCAUAGCUUGCUUUUAAACACGCGGAUCAUGAAGUGCUUUUAGUCUAGGUACAGCCCGUUGUGCUUGCCUUGUAAGUGAGUAUCAUCUUGAAGGCUGGAAGCACAGGGAAAUGGUAAGAAAUAAAAAUCAAGCAGAUUAUUUGCUGCUUAGCAUUCUAGAUUGAAUGCACCAAGAAGGAAAGGAAUAUCAAAUGAGAGCUCUUAAGGUACUUUUAACAGUGGCCCUUCCAGAGAAAAAGCAGUGUACUUGCAUAACACUCCGUGUGGGUUGGUUUCCCAUACACAAGCAGAAUUUGUCACACAGUUCUUUUUUUUCCCCCCUGAACUAAUCCCAAAGCCCAUGAAAGGUUAGCCAGUUUCUGAAGUGCAUAAUGACUGCAGUUCUGUCAAAUGGGGAUAUUGCGCGAGCUAAAAUAGUUUCCAGAUCUCAGCUCCACCAUUGUGCAGUUUGACUUCAGUUUUUCAUUGAACCAAAAGUAGCUCUAAGGCUCUAGUUCCAGAUGUUUGGAAUCAAAAGACUUGAUUGAGAUGUGUAUAUUGUACACACUAAAGUAGCUAUGGAAGCAGAGUUGUAUUGUCUUUGUUUGAGAGUCUUAUUAUCCAGGCUCUUGGCGCUGGGCAGGCUCUUAAUCACACUGUUUGAUGGGUCUCUUCUUGGUUCUGUGUACUUAGAUGGUUAGUAACUUCAGUGGUUUACUGUUCCCUGCAGUACAGCAUGGCAGAACAGUGGUCAAAGCUCAGCCAAAGUCAGGCACAUCCUGUUUGGUUUGGUUUUUCCCCAGGGGGGUGGGGAGUUAACCACAUUCUUAAGUCCUCCAAAUGAACCAAGUGGGAUUUUAAAAAGUGAGUAAUACAGCUAGGUUGUGUCUGUUAUUGCAGAAACAUUACAACUAUCCAAGGUUCCAUUUACCACCUAAAGUAUUGAGCAGGACAGAGAAUUUGGGGCCAAAUAAUUCAGGAUAUCUGCUGCUGCUUUAAAAAAUGAGACAACGUAUUCUAUCAUGGGGGGAGUCUGAAUAGAAUGUCUUGAAGUCACUUCACUUCUACACAAUCUGCUUUUGUCUGUUUCAUCUGACGGUGUACAUAGGACCCUUUUGUGAAGAUGAAGUUGUGUCUAUAUUGUGUAGUUAUAUAACAUCAUAUUCUAGGUUGUGAUGAAAUGGCUCAUGAGCUGUAGGAUUCCAUACUCCAAAUCUUCUGUAGCUUCACUUGCAACCUCUCAUCUUUGGGAUAUUUUUAGUUAAUUUUUACCCGGCUAUUAAGCAGUCUUCUGGUAUGGAAGGCAGCUCUUCAGGAUAUGUGACCAGUUUAAAGCAGUUAAGGUUUCCCUUGCUGGAUUUUAAAUGAUUUUUUUUUUAAAGUGACUUGUUUUGCAAGAUGUGUCCCUUGGGAUUUUACUGAUUGCUGGUCUUGGCCCCUCACCUCCGUGGGAUGAUACAGACUUUUAAUUUCAAAAUUUAAAUUUCUUGGAAGCCAGUUCUGGCCAACAUUGAGCAUGGGGGAGGAUGAGUGAAAGGUGUGGGGCUCUGUACAGAAGUUUGUACAUUUGUGUAAUAGGCCUUUUCACACUGUUGAGCUUUUUACCUGUAACCUUUACUACACUGUAAAUUAAAUGACUGUUUUGCCAAAUUGAGAGUUCAAUGUGUGUCCCAAAUCUUAACAGCGC